UGUGUGUGUAUGUGCCCGACUUAAACAAACACGAGCUGUCUCUCUGUCAAGCUGCGUGCAAAAUAGGCUCCCUAAUAUCUCGUGAUAUGAACAUGUGAGUCCGCAGCUGGUGGAACAGUUGCAUAGUAAGUGCGAGCAACGGACAGCGAAUAUUUGCUCGUGCAAUCUGCAACCGAAUAUUACCCUGUCUGUAGUGAAGGGAGAGGAACGGGAAAGAGGGACACCUGUGCUCGCUGGAAGGAUGUUCGCCCAGCAUCGAACCCACUUCUUGUGUAUAAUAUGGGCCUGCUUACUUGUGGCAACCGUGUUCGGAGGGAAAAGCUCGGGACAGAAUGGUGUUACGGAUGAACUGAAGGACAACACCACAGUGUUCACGAGGAUCCUGGACAGCCUUCUGGACGGAUACGACAACCGUCUAAGGCCAGGGCUCGGAGAGCGUGUAACCGAAGUCAAGACUGACAUUUUCGUGACGAGUAUCGGGCCUGUCUCCGACCACGACAUGGAGUACACCAUCGACGUGUUCUUCCGACAAAGCUGGAAGGACGAGAGGCUAAAGUUCAAGGGGCCCAUGGCCGUGCUCCGUCUCAACAACCUGAUGGCCAGUAAAAUCUGGACGCCGGACACGUUCUUUCACAACGGAAAGAAGUCUGUCGCACACAACAUGACCAUGCCCAACAAGCUCCUUCGAAUUACAGAGGAGGGCACUCUGCUUUACACGAUGAGGCUGACGGUCAGGGCAGAGUGUCCCAUGCACCUUGAGGACUUUCCCAUGGACGCCCAUGCUUGCCCACUCAAGUUUGGCAGCUACGCCUACACCCGCUCAGAGGUGGUGUAUGUGUGGACGAGAGGAGCGAUGCAGUCUGUGGUGGUGGCCGAGGACGGAUCCCGACUCAAUCAAUACGACUUGAUGGGGCAGACGGUGGACUCCGGAGUGGUCCAGACCAGCACUGGAGAGUACGUUGUCAUGACGACACACUUCCACUUGAAGAGGAAGAUCGGCUACUUUGUCAUUCAGACCUACUUGCCGUGCAUCAUGACAGUCAUCCUGUCCCAGGUGUCCUUCUGGCUCAACCGGGAGUCCGUGCCUGCCAGGACUGUGUUUGGAGUGACCACUGUACUGACCAUGACCACCCUCAGUAUCAGCGCUAGGAACUCCCUCCCCAAGGUGGCCUACGCCACGGCCAUGGAUUGGUUCAUCGCCGUGUGCUAUGCCUUCGUGUUCUCGGCCCUCAUCGAGUUCGCCACCGUCAACUACUUCACAAAGAGAGGCUAUGCUUGGGACGGAAAAAGCGUGGUGCCAGAGAAGCAAAAGAAGAAGAAGGAGUCCCUCCUGCAGAAGAACAACACGUCGUACGCCGCCGCCACCGCCACAGCCUUCGCCCCGAACAUUGCCAGGGACCCGGGCUUGGCCACCAUCGCCAAGAGCGCCCCUCCGCCUCCCACCGAGCCCAAGGAGGAGCCCAAGCCCAAGCCGCCAGAGGCCAAGAAGACCUUCAACAGCGUCAGCAAGAUCGACAGGAUCGCUAGAAUAGCCUUCCCCUUGCUCUUCGGAACCUUCAACCUGGUCUACUGGGCAACAUACUUGAACAAGAAGCCCAAAUUACAGGGCAUGCAACCCCACUAAUCCUACCAGUCCUCUCUCUUUCUCUUUCUCUCUCACUCUUUCUCUCUGUCUCUCUUUUUCCCCCCUUUCUUGCUUUCCUUCCUUUUCUCUCUUUCUUUCUUGCUUUCUUUCUUUCUUGCUUUCCUUCCUCUUUGCUUUCUUCUAAAGUAUCUUUUCAGAAAACAAACAAGUGAUGGUUGGACUCCGGGUCACCAUAUUGCUUCAGUGUUACAUUGCAUAACGUCCUCGAUCUGAAAAAAAAGAAGAAAAGAAAAUAAUGAACAGCCGAGCAAUGUGUCAACUUUUACAUUAUUCUGUGACUUUUGAAAUAUGCUAUUAUGAUUACAGUACAUGGUAUAUAUGUAUACACACACACAGAGAGAGACACACACACACACACACACACACAUACACACACGCAUACACACAUACACAAGAGAAUGCUAUUCUACAAAUGCAAUUGCUAAGGAUACCACAAAGAUUUUAUUGACUUUUAUUGACUUACUUUCUAUUGUUUGGUUGUUGUUUUGCAUUGAGUUGACAUAAUCUACCAGUAAUAUGUUUGCAUGAACUGGGUUUUUGAUUUCUUUCCAACAACCAAUCAACAUCAGAGAGAUGUCCUAGUUGCAUAACGUUGCCUCCCCCAGGACACAUGUUAGUAUGCUUCCAUUUUCGGUUGUUGUGUUGCAUUUCCUUGUUUACAAGAUAGGGUCUCAGCAAUAGCAAUAAACCAUGUCUCUCAGUGAAGUCACUUCAGCCAUGGAUUUAAAAAGUUUAGAAACAUUCGAUCGACUCUUGUGUUAACCAUCGAACAUGUGACUUACUUAGUUAUCUUGUAAAUACUUUGAAGUGAUAGAGAUGUCAGCGUUAAGUUUAAGGCUUUGCAAAAUGUACAAACACAAGUGGCAGGGAGACUGUAUAUGUGAGACCUGGAGAAGCAACUUGUGUGUAAAAAUUAAAAAAAAAGAAAAAAGAAAAAAAAAGAUUGAUUCACUUUUAAGUGACUGUUUUUCUAAAAACAAAAAUAAAUACUAAGUGUUCCACUACAGACAGAAAUAAGGCAUCAGAGGGUAUAUAUAUAUAUAUAUCUAUACAUAUACAUAAGUGAUAUGUGUGUGUAUGUGCACACUAGCAGUGAUACUAAAAGAAUGGGGAUAGUGAUGGGAAAGAAUGUAAAAAAACUGUAAACUCAAUGUUGGAAUGCAUUUUAUAUUUAGAAAUUAAAUCACACUUCUGGACUUUGUUAUUUUUGUUUUGUCUAAAUGCUAAUGAUAUUCGAGAACGAUUUUUUCUUUCUUUUUUAAUUUUUGGGAUUUUUUUUCUUGGGGGCUUCCAGCAACAUUAUUCUUUGUGUGUGCUGCUAGUAGCUAGCAUUGCAUUGGCGUCAAUGCAUAGAGAGUGAAGAGCAGUGCCUUUUAUAUUUUUCAGGGUUGAACUAAUGAAAGGCUACCUUAUAUAGCGCAAAAGAAAUUUCCAACCUAUACUUACUUUUCAGGUUCAAUUGCGCUUGUUUAGUUCCUGAACCUUUCGAGCACCACUCAGAAAAGUACCAGCUACACUGCCUUCAGUCUCUCAUGCCGUUUCGAGGACAGGCGGUCUCUUUUUAUUAUGAUGUCUUUGUUGCUGCUUGUCCAUACAAGACUUGGAAGAUUAUGAAAAGUUAUGACGCGCCAAUCACCUGGGCCAACACUGUGCCCUGCAAACCAAUGCAUCUUGGUGUGCUAUGAUGAUGUUUAUUUUUGUAGUGUGAUGUCAGUCCCUCUAAAAAAAGAGUAUCUAUACUCAUCAAACCAAACGUUAACAUGCUGUCAGAUGUUUUUGUUCCUACAUAGACCUGAUAGAGGAGGACAGGAUGCACAGAUGAUGGUUGAAGGUUUUAGUCAAUAUGUACCAUUCUCCAGUUAAGUUGAUGUAGCAAUAUUUGAUUAGCAAGGGCUUUUGAAGAUCUGAACAUUAAACAAGUUGUCUAAGGUGAAUUCCAUGGUAGCUUAGAAGACAGUGUUUUGUUCAGUGUUAAUAUCCAAUGACUUAUUUUAUCUUUGUGUAUGGGAUUUUAAUGCAUUGUUCAUUUUUUGUUUGUUAGUUCAAACACACUUGUUUCUUCUUUUUCAGAUAUCCAACUCUAUUUUUCAAGCAAAAAGUCCAAUUUAGCCUUUUGAUUAGUUUUGUUUUAUUCCUUAUUUUAAUGCCAUUUUGUUGCGUUUCCACGUGUGCCAUGGAUAUGUAUUUUUGGUGAGAGUGAUAUUUAAAUAGCAUAUCAUUGCAGGUUCGGGUGGAGGGCGUGUAUAAGGUCUAGUGUGCACAUGCAGGUCCAGGGUGGGGUCCUAAAAGCUGAGACCAGUUAGGGGAGGCAGAGUGGGCAGUCACCUGGAGUCCUCUCCUGCCCUGGGUGAGGGAGCUAUAUGCAGAUGCAGUUUUGAAGAUCCUUCACAAGGAUCUUCUUGGAAGCAAGAGUAUUUUGAAACAUUGUAUAAAAUAUACAUAUAGAUAUUUCAAUUCCAAACCUACUGUACGGAUGUUUCUUAUCAUGCCUACAAAAAAGUGUAUGUGUAUAUAUAUAUAAAUAUAAUAUACAUAAUACAUAUAUAAAUAUUUCAUGAAGAUACAAAUUAAAAGAACUCUAUAUAUAAUAUUGUUUGUACCAACCUAUUGUUAUGCAUUUUGCACAUUUAGACAUGUUUUACAUUUAUGUAGUCAGCUUUGUGCUAUGCAAGAAUAGCUUCAAAACACAUUAAUUAGCUUUUCUCCUGACCAUAGUCCUUCAGAAGAACACACUACUGUAAAAAAAGCUUAACUCUUUUGACAGACCACACUUCCUGGCCCCUUUUCUCCACCCUCAUGCUGAGUAAACAUAUGACCACUGUCUUCUCUCUUCUCUUCUCUUCUCUUCUCUUCUCUUUUUUGUUCCAGUGUGGAUGAUUUGGUCUGGUUUUGACUACUGUUGGUCAGGAAAUGGCUCUCAUGUUGAUUGCACAUAACCGGUGACAUGGCAAUAAAAAUAAACAAAUGGGAAAAAACCCUGAAUAGAAAUUCCUAUAAAAGUAUUUUAUUUAAGCAUAGAGCAAAUACAGAAAGAUGAUGGUGAUGAUGAUGAUGAUGAUGAUGAUGAUGAUGAUGAUGAUGGUGUUGGUGAUGAUAUGUUGAUGACAUUUUUGUAUUAUACACAAGUAGCCCAAAUGUAUAUUCCCAGAAGGCAGCACUGUACCUUAUUUUAGGUACAGAGAUUCUUUGAUUUCUCAAUCCUUUCCUUGUCAGAGGGGAGGAUGAGAGGCCUAAUUCAUUUGGAAAAGGAUUGGCUGUUUGCUGGAACACUGCCCUGUUUCCUCAAAGCCCUGUUGUUGUAGCAUCGCCUCUUAAAGACCCAAAAUAGGAAAUGCCCAGACAAGGGGAGAUGCUCUAUUCAUUUUGGUCACAGCAUCAGUUUCUAAACUGAAAACGCUUGAUAGCACAUUUAUUUUUGGUUUGAACUUGAUAUCUUUAUUUCUGUGUUGAUUUAUUGAUUGGUUUGUUUAUUUUUAAUUACAAAUUGUGUGCAGAUCAAACAAGGUAAUUGGUAAAUAAAGAAGUGUUUACAUAGCAUUGAAAAAAACACAUGAAGGACAUUGGGAUGUCUGUGUUCAUAGCCGAUCUGUUGAAAGCACGCAAACAUGUUUGCACACGUGUACAGCGUACACAGUUACACAUACACACAGCUUUUACAUGACUGCGAAGGCACACACACACACACACACACACACACACACACAGACCAGGGGCAUUUGCUAACAUAUUGACAGAGAAACUGAACACAUAUGACACAACAAGCACAUACUCCCAUCAGUCCCGCUGACACUUGGAGAUUAGUCUUUGAUACAGUCCAUAGUUGAGAUGAGGAAAAGGGAAAAGUGGGACAGGUGUUUUGGUCAGGUAGAGUGGGUUCACCUUCUGUACCUGUUUGAAUUUGUUACAAUAUGGCCCUGUAGAAUCUGAUUCUCUGCAUUAGUCUUUAAAUAAAAAGAAAAAAAUAAAGACAAAUAAAAGAACAAA
Messenger RNA from Sardina pilchardus (European sardine), 5629 nucleotides. It is a transcript of the gene gabra1, whose product is annotated as gamma-aminobutyric acid type A receptor subunit alpha1. Lineage: Eukaryota; Metazoa; Chordata; Actinopteri; Clupeiformes; Clupeidae. The coding region runs from base 242 to 1624 and encodes 460 amino acids. Gene Ontology annotation, molecular function: inhibitory extracellular ligand-gated monoatomic ion channel activity; GABA-gated chloride ion channel activity; GABA-A receptor activity. The transcript has 10 exons. The record is from RefSeq and is a predicted model, not a curated record. Gene Ontology annotation, biological process: nervous system process; synaptic transmission, GABAergic; regulation of postsynaptic membrane potential. Gene Ontology annotation, cellular component: synapse; dendrite membrane; postsynapse.